AUGGAGGUGGAGGGGGAGGAGGAGAGGAGGGAGACCGCACUGGCAGGGACUCCGCUCCUCCAGGCCGGCUUCAAGUCCUCCAAGGUCUCGCAAGCCCAGCUCGAUAAGUUUAGGGUAAUCUACUCCUUCCCUACUCCCCUUGUUGCCCUCACUCUUUCUCUGCUCUGGAUGAUCCGUGGUGAUGGCGACUGUUUCGAUUUCUCUGGAUUUUUCUGCGCCUAUGGGGUUAUGAUGGUUUUUUCAAGUUUUUCAUUACCUCGUAGGUAGGUUAGUUCAACGGCCUAUAAACGGCAGACCUCCAAGUUCUUGCAUUCUGCUCUACGCGUCAGUUCGCUAUUUUCCUCGUAGGUUGCUACUCCGUGUAAAGUGCAUAAUACUCUAUUUUCAUGUUUAAUCCAUUAUAUAACGAUGGCUAGGUGUUGGAUGAUUGUGUCGAUUGGGAGAUGAGCAACAGUCUCCGUUAUACACGCCUAUCUAUCCUAUUUUUUAAAUCCUUACGAUCAGCAUUAAAUUCGAUAUUGCAUAAAAAUUUCCACGUCCUCGUGAAGAUACACUCGAUUUUUUGGUGAAUCUUGGCUCGACUUACCAAGAUCAUUCUCUGGAUAGUAAGUAUCAAUCUAGCUAUGCGAUUUUGAAUUCCUUAAUUUAUACGGUGGAAGUCUCUCCAUAUUUGAAACUACCGAUUGAUAAAUAGUACCUCUCUAUGGCUUUCAUGGGCCCAUGUAAUGUAGGGGAAGAUGAGGCCGCCCAAGGCAUGCGAGUUGCUAAUAUUCUCUCUUCUCUAGUAGAACCAGAAUGAAAUAAAUCGUCCAAUGCAUCCUCUCAAGUAGAAUCAGAUCAAAAUAAAUAGUCCAAAAUCGUCAAUGACCACCAACAAAGUAAUAUAUUGGACCUGACUAAUAACUGUGAUGCUUCCUUUUUUUGUUUAGACUAUAACAAAGAGGUCGAGUUUCUUCUCAGGGCACAGGUCGUAUUUGCUCUUUUGACAUUUGGACUCACAUGAAGUCUAUACUGUUGGUGUUUUGUCUUAGGAAGAUGACUGGCUAUUUUCCACUUUAUCUUUUGUGAUCGCCCAAGCUUCGCAUCUACUUCCUUCAGGCUAACCUUCGAUAACAAUGUGUAAAUGAACUUGUUAACGUUUUUUUUUUAUUCUAGCAUUUUCGACAUUCUGAAUUCUACUUAUUUAUAGGAAAAGAGGAUUUCUAGUGCGAUUACAUGAUGCGGCUUGGAUGUGAAAUGGGUUGUGUAACAUUAUUGCAAAAGUUCUACUUUAAGAAGAAGAGAGGAAAGGGUGAAGUAGCCGUGAAGAUGCAAAGACUAGGCUUCCAAACGGAGGUGGAGGGAGGAGCACACUAGCAGCAGCUGUUGUGGUUCGACAUCCACACUUGUAAAGAUUAUAAUUGUGGUAGAAUUUUUAACAAAUACAAAAAGAGUUGGUGCCGCUUUUGCUGGGAUGUGGAGCAGGUGAUGUCGUCUCCCUGUAGGCUGGCAAUUGGGGUUUGUGUCUAGAAGCUGGGAGAAUGCUCAUUCAUCUUUUUCCAUAUUUGAGCAACACGUGUUAGACUUAGAUGGGUAAAUGGCAUAUGAGUGUUGCAAGCAGAGUUGCAGAAGUGGAUGUAUUAAAAAAGGGAACUUUAUUCAAGGGAAUGAAUGGAGCAUCUGGCAAAGAGGAGCAAGUCAUGAAAAGGUUUCAGCAUUGUGUCUAUUUUUUACACCUCUCUUUGUAGAUCCGGGAAGAACAUUAUACUCAAUGGAAUUUUCUAAUCGAUCGAAUGUGUUAUCUUGCCUCUCAGGCUUCUUUUAUUUAUAAUAAACAAGGUAUGUAACUAUUUUCGAAUGCCACCACGUUCAUUUAAUUGAUAAUUAUACUCUAAAUAAAGUCUCAACUUGUAAAUUUAACAAGUCGAUAAUGAGGUAAAUGAAUGAUUGCCUUAUUCUCUGAUGUUGGAACGCUAAUAGGAUUGCUGCAUCCCAUUCUGAUAGUCACUACAGCCAUCUAUUGUAUAAAUUACUUUUCAGAAAUGGUGAUGUACCUUAACCUUGGAAAGUGUUCACGCUUACAGGAGAUGCCUUGCAUUUUUGGAAAUUGAGAGAAUAAUGCAUUAGUAGGAGUAGAAGAAUGUGCAGUUGAAUGUAUUGCUAUCACGAAACCAUCCAUAGCCCUAGUUUCCUUUUUUUUCUAUCUAAAGAAUGAAUUUUAACUCUGAAAUUGUACAUUCUCUCAUUUUAUUAGAAACUGCACAAGUUGCGUUUGCAAAUGAAAGAAAGUGCAAAGGAAAGAGGAAAAAGAAAAGGUAGUAAUGUUUUGCUGAAUGUUUUCUCUCUUGUUAGUUACGAACUUUGAUUUAUUUUGAUGUUUUCUAUAGUUAACACAAAUAAGAGUUCAAAGGGACAGAAAAAGGAAGUAAGCAUCAAAGAAGGCAAGGAAGAUGAAACAACUGCAAAGCGAGAAGAUUCAAAUAUUCCCAUUUCAAAUGCAAACAAUGAUUUGUUGAACCCAGUAAGUUAUCUUUUAAAUUUUAUAUUAUUGCUUGUGUGCGUGUUAGUAACGGUGAUUGCCAAAGAAUUAUGCACUCUUGUUUGAAUGAAUAUGCAAAACCUUUUUGUCGGGCAGCAUCUGAUUUUGAUGAGGAUUUCUAUUUGAAUGUGUUGAUGAACUUUGCAGUGAAACCGCUAACUAUGUCCACGUCGUUUUAUUUUCUUGACGAAAUUCGCUACCAUUUCUUACCAAAAAAAUAAUCAGAAAAGCGGAAAUAUUACAUAAGUCAUACAACUUUCCACAGUUCCCAAGCUCUGAAAUGCAUUCUUACUUACCCUCAAGUGAUAAACUGGAGCGCACGCGUCUGGCUGAUGUCUACGUGCAUGAAAGAUUCGGCUCGAUGAUGUUUCUCAUCAUUAUGCGAAGCCAACAUGGCAUCUUCUAAAGCAAAUUUGGUCCCUCAAACCUCUUUCAGGCCCCUUUGGUGUUCCUUCCAAAUGGUCAAAACAGUUAGUUGUGCUUUCUGAUCUUUGUCAAAUGCUUAAAGUCAACUUCCUGGCACCCAACUCUGAACGCAUGUUUUCCACAUCAGAAUCUGAAGACGAGAUAGGAAAGUUGACGGAGGUAUGGACAUUCAACAUGGAGUACUUGAUUCAAUGACAUUCGCCACCAUGUUCAUAGAGUACCAUCAUCCACUGUCAGCCGAUUCAGAGAUAGAUUUGAACUCGGGUUGCAUUACCUUUCACUUGUGGGGAGGGGCGGGCGGGUGUUCAGCCAGCCCAGAGCCAGUCAUGGAUAGGGUGUCGUGUCCUUUUCCCCAAGGUCCACGAUAGUCUAGAAAUCAGGAGGUGGAAUGAUAAUGGUAGCUUUGGUACCCGAUCUACAUAAUUUACUUGUAACUUUGUUUUGAAUCGCAUUAGAUCUUCAUUGGGUACUCCGUUUCAUUCUCAUUAAUCUUCCUACUUUGUUUCAUCUCGCUGUAGAUAACGUAUCAGGAUGAAGCUGCUGCUUCUGCUUUGACGCCAAAGAAGAGGCAGAAGCUAUACUGGGGGUAAUGCUUGAACGAGGAAAAAUCCCUGGGUUCUUGCCCAUGUGAAUGAAAACUCAGAUUAUUCAUCAUAAAUUCUUACAGAGGUUUUUUUAUUUUUUUAUUUUUUAUUUUUUAUUUUUUAUUUUUUUGCUGUUUUAGGCUCGACACCAAGGAAAGAUGGGAAAGGAAAUCCAACAUGUGA
Molecule: messenger RNA, 3711 nt
Organism: Spirodela intermedia
Lineage: Eukaryota; Viridiplantae; Streptophyta; Magnoliopsida; Alismatales; Araceae
Source: the annotation of a GenBank genome assembly